Molecule: messenger RNA, 6043 nt
Organism: Phyllopteryx taeniolatus (common seadragon)
Lineage: Eukaryota; Metazoa; Chordata; Actinopteri; Syngnathiformes; Syngnathidae
Gene: pknox1.1
Product: pbx/knotted 1 homeobox 1.1
Exons: 12
Coding region: 4056-5495 (479 amino acids)
Biological process (GO): regulation of transcription by RNA polymerase II; angiogenesis
Molecular function (GO): DNA-binding transcription factor activity, RNA polymerase II-specific; RNA polymerase II cis-regulatory region sequence-specific DNA binding
Source: RefSeq, a predicted model, not a curated record
UGAUUCCAUACACAAACCUUUCUGACACUAAACAUGUUUCAUUUCAUCUGCCAAAAAUGACAAGGGAAACAUGUUCACAGAUGUAAACCUGCUGUUUUUAUUUGCUACAAUUGUGUGAUAUGAUGCAGUAGAAAGUUAUAUAGUUGACUUAUUUUAAGAACUACAUUUCAGGUAUUCAGAGAAGAAAUGCUAUUUUUAAUUCUACACUAUGUUGCCAAAAGUAUGCGCUCAUCUGCCUUGACUCACAUAUAAGUGACUUAAGUGACAUCCCAUUCCUAAUCCAUAUGAUGUCACUCCACCCUGUGCCACAGUGGGGCAAAAAGGUAUUUAGUCAGCCACCAAUUGCGCAAGUUCUGUUGGGAACAACUCAAAGUAAUUCAUACAUACAAAGAAAGUUGAACAAACAAACAACAAACAAAUUAAGUUGUGUGUAAAAAUGUGAAAUGACAGGAAAAAGUAUUGAACACUUGAAUAAAGGGAGCUGCAAAAAGGCGUGCAAAGCUGGUUUAGUCCUAAUUGCGAUAGUCUGCGAUUGGCUGGCAACCAGUUCAGGGUGUACCCCUCCUCCUGCCCGAUGAUAGCUGCGAUAGGCUCCAGCACGCCCGCGACCCUAGUGAGGAGAAGCGGCUCAGAAAAGGGGGGGUUUGGAUGGAUGGAUAGUCCUAAUUGAUGGCCUAUGAAAAGGUCUUCUUGCCAAGGUGUGAGUCAAGACACUCUGAGAGCUGUCUCAAGACCACCGCAAACUAAUUGUUGCAAAACAUAGCGUGAUUUGACGCGUAACGUUAUUACUCAAGCUAUUUUGUCUUGUAAAGGGCACCACAUCACUUUUUAUAUGUAUAAAACUUGGGAAAAGCGACGACAAACAAGUCUCACAAUCUAAAGGUUGCUGCAUUUUAUGAAGUAAGAUUUCUAGAUGACAGAGGCUUCCUUAUUAAACUCAAAACACAACACAGAAAACACCACAAAGAGUGGAAUUUUAUAGAAUAUUUAAUGAAAUCUAUGAGGGAUCUAUAGGGAAACACAAAGAGGCUAAGUACAGGAAGAAAAUACAAAUGAUGGUCGAAGAAAGGAGAAAUAGGCGUUCAAAAAGGGAAAUAGAACAGUGUUGCUGGACUAAAGUUGAAAACGUGAGCGUUUAAUGCGUUCAGUCCGGACGAGAGAGAGCAAUAAAACAAUAACAAAGGAGGUGGAACAAGAAACAUUGUCCCCUCGGGGUGCGCCUGUAACUUUCCUGCCGAUUGAACUGGUGGCGGACCAAGCUCCUGCCCUCAGCAGCGUGUGUGCGUGACCAGUACCUGAUGCAGGUAGUUGCUUGCUGAGGCUCAGCCAACCGAUCGGAAAGCGAUCGAAGCUGCAUGGCCGGCUUCCUCGUUCGAAAACGCCGCCGGCGAAAUUGGGGUGGGCGUUUGCGCAGAUGGUAACACCGGAGGCGCUGGAGGACAAAAGAAAAGGAAGGGGGGGCGCGGCGGAGAGCACCAGAAAGAGGGCUAGACAAGAAAGAGGAGGCGGGAGUCAGAGGUUAAAUACUCAGGGGGCGUGUCUAAGGGAUGGAGGAAACCGGACAUGACCACGCCCUGUACAAGUUUUGCCAUAAAAGUGGUGUAAAAAUCAUUAUCGGGAUAUAAAAUAAUCCCAGCUUUAUACGCUUUACUCCUAGAUCAAGCAUAUAGAAUGAUUGUUUAAAUUUUAGUUUUGGCAAAACAACUGUUUAUGGUUCAAUCACAUUUCAUGCUAGUUGGAGCUUCAAAUAAGGACAAACAGUUCUCAGGCUUGCAGCUGCACCUGUGAAGUUGACACACUGACACAGACAUUAAGGCAUACAUUUGGAAUAUUUCUGCAAGAGUUAGUGAAAUAUCAAAACGGACAAUUAAUCUUCAGUUAAAAACAACCAUUCUGGGUUGCAGUACUCCCAAGCGCACGUGGGUGGCACCUUGCAUGCAUGUUUGAAUAUUAAGCAAAUAGUUCAUUGCUGUAUUUGCAUUCCACCAUAAAUUUGCCUCGAUCAAGUGCUCCUCGCAAGAUUUCUAAUAGAGGACUGAGUGCAAAGAAUAAUCGGGGGGGGGGGGGGGUUAGCAUGUCAAAGCUCGUUUAAAGUUUGCUGAAUAACAUUUGGACAAGCCAGUUAAAUACUGGGAGAAAAAGGUCUGUGCGGAUGAGAGCAAAAUUGAACUACUUGGAUGCCAUAAUGCAUACCGUGUUUGGAGGAGAAAAAUGGCAUUGCACGUCACCCUAAAAACACCAUACCAAACAGUGGGAGGUGGAGGUGGGUACAUGAUGGUGUGGGGCUGCUUUUCAACAAAUGGUACUGGUAAACUUCACAUUUAGUGUUAAAGUUAACCAGUUCUAUUUGCGAACUUCACUGUUGUAUGGUGUUUUUAGAUUGAUAAAUAUAUCCUUUACUUUGGAAGUAUAUUUAGUGAGAAAAAUUGCCAUAUUAAAUAUUUCAGCCACUGUGCGCACACACACACACAUAAUAUACACACACAUAAUACACACACACACAGCAAAAAUAAAUGACCCCGUCUUAAAAACGAAUGUAAAUGCAUGAAAAAUGCAACUGACCAUAAUGCAGAAUCAGUGUGAGCCCUGGGCAUGUUCCCCUGGAACGAGAUGGCCCCAUCUCGGAGUGGUGGGAGACAAUGACACCUGCAGUGUGUUCCUUAUGUCCAGUCUGCUCCGUAAUUUUGUCUUCGUUACUGUCAUUGCAGAAAAGCCCGCUUCACCAAUAUAGGCUGUUGGAUGUGGUUGCAGGGUUUUCAGUGCUCUUGUGGGAAUUUCAGGAUAAUUCUGGCUUGACUUUCAUCCAGAACAACAUAUUUUUAAGGUCACCGUCAUUUGCGAUCUCCAGCAGCCGAUCCUCUUGUUGCACAGACAUGCUCGAUUUGCCCGGUUUGUUAACAAACUGGUCGCAGAUCCGUUCAUUUGCAGUUCAUGGGUAUUUUGAAGUUGGGGAAAUAGCGCUCAAACUCUUGCAAAAGCGAACGUGAUCGCGCACCAGCUGAGAGAAGGCUGGCGCAGGUGCGCUGUCUUCCAAAAUCAUCAUGUCAUAUGGCUCUCUGUCCACUCGCUGGCUCUACAAUUUGGCUUUGAAUGCACCUACUCUAUCUGCCAACUUGAACACUGUUGUCAUUUUCCCCUGAAGUGACACAUUUAGUUCAUUGAGCAUAUUGAAUGUGUCGCUGAGGUUGGCGAACCAGGUGAGCCCUUCCUUGUCACUGAAAUGAGCUGCCAGUGGAGGUUUUUUUCCUGACAGAAAUCUUUGCAGCAGCUCUUGUCGCUCAAAUGCUCUGGCCAGUGAUCUUCCUCUAGAUAGCCAUCUAAUUUAUGUGCGUAAAAGAAGGCAUCCAUCUCCUCACAGCUGCUCAAACAGACGGGAGUUAAGCACAUGUGCUUUGAUGAGGUAGAUUACUUUAACAGUCAUUCACCACACUGAAGUUCAGGUGAAGAGUUUUUGCCUAGUGAGCCUUUUCCUUGGAAAUGAUACAGUGCGUGCUCUCUCAUUCAGGUGCAAAGACGUCAAUGUCAUUUUGUAACAGGGGAUGGGUGCGGGAGGGUCUUGUGCAGUUUAUGUGUAAUCAUCAAGCCUCUGGAUUACUGCAAUAAGGACUGGCACCCUGUAGAGGGCAACAAUGCCUUGAGGUGAACGUACCUCCCUCAGAGAAAGGAGGAGGAGGAGGUGGGGCGGAGGAGACAAUAAGAGCCAAGCAUAAUGGCGGAAAACAGAAAAGACAAAAUGAAAAUAAUCUUUAAAAAAAAAAAAAAAAAGCUUUCUCUACUAGAAAGUUAUUGCACCAAGGCAAGAAAAAUAUUCCUGCGACCGACAGGAAUGACGCCUUAGAUCAUGCGGGGGAAUAAAGGAUGCCGCUCCGAGCUGAUCCCUUUUUAGCAAAGGUAUCGCCGAAAAUGCCGGGCCAUAGGGCGAGAUGCUCCCAGUCGCUUGCCAGCUGAUCGUCUGCCGACCAGGAUUUGAGUAAUUGUGAUCCCGAAUCGUCAGAUGAGUGAACUCCCUCUGGAUCCCCUUGAAGCAGCCGAGCUUCAUCACGAUCUUCCUCCGGAUGAUAAUUGAGACGAAGCUCAUCCAUCUUGCAGUAAUGGAACACCCGCGAGUCGAACGUCUUAUAGGAUUGCGACGAAAAGUUAUGCAUCCAGCAGACGUUCAACUCCCAUUCCAGUAUGCAGUGCUAACAAAAAAGCAGAUGCAAGGUGUAGCCAAGAUAGAGAGGGAUUCAGAAGAGAAGUUUGAGGGGAUGUUAGCGGAGGCGCCCAGCCCGACACUCACAGAACCACAGACGCCAAUGGACGUGGACAAAGCCUCCAUAUAUCGACAUCCCCUCUUCCCUUUGUUGGCUCUGCUGUUCGAGAAGUGCGAGCUGUCCACUCUUAGUUCUGAAUGCAUCACUUCUGCAAGCUUUGAUGUGGACAUUGAGAACUUUGUCCGCUGUCAGGAGAAGGACGGAAAGCCCUUUUUCAGUGAAGACCCAGAACUCGACAACUUGAUGGUAAAAGCCAUCCAGGUGCUGCGAAUCCACCUGCUGGAGCUGGAGAAGGUGAGUGACCUGUGUAAGGACUUCUGCAGCCGUUACAUUGCUUGCCUUAAGACUAAGAUGAACAGUGAGACCCUUCUGAGUGGAGAGCCUGGUAGUCCAUACUCCCCUGUUCAAAGCCAGGCCCCAAAUUUCUCACCAACUAAAUCCCAGGUCCCCUGCUCCAUCUCAGGGAGUCCUCAGGGUCAAAUUGUGGUGCCGGCUUCAGCCCUGCAACAAGGAAAUGUCGCAGCCACAGCAGUAAAUCCCACCCAGGUGGUUGCAGGUAUGUCAUCAUGGCAUACUACCACACCGACAGGUGGCACAAUGUAUCAGCCUGUUACAGUUGUCACUCAUCAGGGCCAGGUAGUAACACAGGCCAUUUCCCCAGGGACUCUACGUGUCCAAAACAACCAGCUCCAGCUACGGUUUCACCAGGACUUAAACCUCUUCAAUCACGAUGACAGCUCAACAAAAAACAAACGUGGCGUUCUUCCCAAACAUGCCACAAAUGUCAUGCGCUCUUGGCUUUUUCAGCACAUUGGGCAUCCUUACCCAACAGAGGAUGAAAAGAAACAGAUAGCCACUCAGACAAAUCUGACACUUCUACAGGUCAAUAACUGGUUUAUAAAUGCUCGAAGGCGGAUUCUGCAGCCCAUGUUGGAUGCUAGCUCCUCUGAGACGCCCAAAGCUAAAAAGAAGACUCCUCAAAACCGGCCACUCCAGCGCUUCUGGCCUGACUCCAUUGCCUCAGGGGGUGGCACUCAACAGCAAGUUACUAUGCCAGAUGGUACAUUGGUGACAAUGAAUGUGGAGGGUCUGCACAGCCUGACAUCAGAUGGCGCGACACUGGCAGUACAGCAGGUGAUGCUUGGUGGCCAUAGUGAAGACGAGUCCGGGGACAGUGGAGAUGAUGACGAUGAUGCAGAUAUUGCCGGGCUGGGCCUUGACAAUAGCGACUCACUGCAGUAGAUAACGCACACAAACAUAUACACUACAUGUCCACACAAAAUGUGUAAAAUAAGUUAGUGGGUUUUCUGACGGUCAUUGUACAAACAGACAAGUUACCAGGUUUUCUGACGGUCAUUCUACAGACAGACACAGGUUGAUACAGAGCACAACACAGGGAAUUGUCCCACACUUCCUAAAAUCCACCUUUGCUGUGUGUGUGUGUGUGUUUUUCAGAAAGUGUUUUUUAAUUAUUUAGUUGCUGUAGGCGAUUGCACUUUGUAUAUUUAAGAAGAAAAAAAAUCAGAAGAAAAAGUGUUAAACACCAGAAGCAAGUUUGUAUGCAACAUUAUUCAAUAUUGGAAAAUGUAAUCAUUUUUCUUCACCCCUUUUGAAUUGUAAGUUUGAAUGACACUUUAAAGUUGUAUUGUUAGGGUUUGUCUCUUUUUGCAUGCUUGUGUGUGUUUUGAGUAGAAGUGUGCAAGACUGACUCCACAGCGCUCACAUGGACCUCUGCAAAUGAGCAAAGCUCUCGGGAGUUUCAAAAUAAAAAAGAUCCUUAUUUUUAUAUA